Messenger RNA from Ictalurus furcatus (blue catfish), 8733 nucleotides. RefSeq names its product kelch-like protein 10. Bases 751 to 2541 code for a protein of 596 amino acids. The transcript is spliced from 2 exons. Gene Ontology annotation, molecular function: protein binding. The record is from RefSeq and is a predicted model, not a curated record. NCBI's taxonomy places the organism in Eukaryota, Metazoa, Chordata, Actinopteri, Siluriformes, Ictaluridae.
UGUAAUGAUAUAAAAUAUCAUAUGACACUUUUUGUAAUAAAAUAAUAUCUGUAAUAAAACCUACGUAGGCCACACUAAGUAAAGAACAUAAUUAGCAUUUCAUUUAAAAUGUCAUGGCGUCAAAACUUAUAGCAGUGUUCAUCAGUUCAGAAUUUAUUUCUGGUGUAAAACAGCUAAAAGUUUUAAAAGGUUACUUAAAGUGGACAAGUUUAAUUACUUUUCUCACCAAAAAGCUGGAAAGGUAAUGUUUAUCUGUAUAAACAUACAUCUCUCUCUCUCUCUCUCUCUCUCUCUCUCUCUCUCUCUCUCUAUCUAUCUAUCUAUAAAGCUAUUAAACAAAUAAAUAAAAAAAUACAGCCAUUAUUAACUAUUUCAUCAUCAAUAUUUAAUCAUUUUAAUGUAGGAUUAAUUCUACUUGGGAAAUUCACCCUGGGAGGUGGGUUUUUUUUUUUUAACAGGAAAAUAAACGGUUCUUUACACCAGACCUGUGCAUUUUGGACAUGCGCAGGAUUUAAAGCUGUUUUUAAAGCAUUUCACAGAGACUGAUCCUGUACUGCAGGUUUCUGUCAGGUUCACUGCAUCCUGUAUGUAUCCGUGGUUACAAAAUUAGAAUUGGAACCUUGGAAUCAUGAGCUGUUAUUAUUCUGAAAUGUGGAAUCAGAUCAUUCCGAGUUGAAAAGCUGAUCUGCAUCAACACAAUCCACAUUCAGAUGAAUGUUGUACAUUCAGUAGCUCUGACCUGCACAGAACAUGAGUAAACAGGAAGAAGAGAAGGGAAUGGAGAGGAAGGUAGACGGGAUGUCCUGCAACAUCAUCAAUGAGCUGCGGUUAGAGAAGCAGCUCUGUGACGCAGUCAUCGUGGUGGACGGCGCCGAAUUCCACGUGCACAAGAUCAUCCUGUGCGGCUGCAGCCCAUACUUCAUGGCUCUCUUCACCAACGGCGGGUACCCUCCUGAUAAGCUCAGGUACAGCAUCCCUAACGUUUCCGCCGAGAUAAUGGAGCUGAUCGUGGAGUACGCGUAUAUAAGACGUGUUAACAUCACGGAGAAAAACGUGUGUAAGCUGCUGAUCGCUGCUGAUUAUCUGUUGGUGAACAGCCUGCUGAACGACUGCUGCACGUUCCUGAAGGCUCAGCUGUGUCCCGAGAACUGCGUUAACAUCUGUCGUUUAGCUCACUCCUACUUCUGCGAGAAGUUGAAGCAGCAGGCCUUCCAGUUUAUCUUGCACAACUUUGAGGAGAUGGUGCGCCUCUCUGAGGAGUUCCUGGACCUGACGGUCGAGCAGCUGAGCGAGAUCAUCGAGAAGGACGAACUGAACGUGAAACAGGAGAGCGUGGUGUUUGAAGCCAUCUUACAGUGGAUCAAACAUGCGCCAUGGAAACGGAAAGCGCACAUAGGAGUGUUACUGCCCAAGGUGCGUCUGGGGCUAUUGACACACGAUUACCUUAUGAACAAUGUGAGCAACAACGUUUUAGUGAUGGACGACAUGACAUGUAAGCCGAUCGUCACCAGAGUUCUGAUGGGCAUCGAUGACCUCAAUCCGAGCCUUCCUCUCAGCUCUGAUCUCCAGAGACUCCGCCUGCCCAGCGCCGUUCUGCUGGCCAUCGGUGGCUAUGGCCACAAGAAUCUCAAUACCAUAGAAGCGUAUGAUACGCGAGCAGCGCGCUGGGUCAACGUCACAUGCAACGACGAGAGUCCACGAGCCUAUCACGGGACGGUGUAUCUGAACGGCUUCGUGUACUGCAUCGGAGGAUUCGACAGUGUGGAUUUCCUCAACAGUGUGAGAAGGUUUGACCCCAUCACCAGAACCUGGGCUCAGGUGACCCCCAUGCACUCUUGCCGGUGUGACGUGAGCGUGUGUGUGCUGGACAGUCGUAUCUAUGCGAUGGGAGGAUUUGAUGGCUUCGAACAUCUGAAUACAGUAGAGCGAUAUGAACCUGAGAAUGAUCGGUGGUGCAUGAUCGCGCCGAUGCACGAACCAAGGGGUGACUCUAGCGCUACAGUAUUGAAUGGCAAAGUGUACAUAUGCGGAGGGUUUGACGGGAACAGGUGUUUGUUCACGGGGGAGUAUUACAGUCCUCAGACGGGAGAGUGGACCCUCAUCACCCCCAUGAUGAUCAGAAGGCGUGGACUGGGCGUGGUUGCAUACGGAGGAUGGGUUUAUGCUGUCGGGGGAAAUGAUGGUGUUAAUCAAAUAAGCAAUGUAGAGGUGUAUAAUCCUCAGACCAACGUGUGGACACAAGGUCCAGCCAUGAACAACAAGCGCAGCAACUUCGGCAUUGAGGUGCUGGACGAUCUCCUGUUCGUUGCUGGUGGAGAGAACGGCACUACCACCAUGGAUGAAGCGGAGUGUUAUGAUAAGCAGACUUCUGAAUGGCAUGCAAUCGAAAACAUGGGGAUUUCUCGCCGUGGUCUGAGCUGCUGUGUGCUGUCUGGUUUACCCAACAUGGCAGAGUACGCUGCUCCCCGAGACGAUCCCUACAGAGUCCCUCAGAGCUCACAGAGCACCAGAGGCUACCUCACACCUCCUGCCAAUGUCUGAGACGUACAAAUAAACCUCUCCCUUCAUCGGAAUCCUUUUGUUCUCAAGAAUCAAAUUAACCACUCUGAAGCAGUCAAACUACUGAAUUUGCCUUUUGUUUCCCCUCUUAUGCUGCAAGCCGUUGUACUGAAACUCGUAAAACCACAACGUCCCUCAUGGAGACGUGCGAUAGAACAGUCCUGAGAGCUCUCACACACACACGUACACAUACCUGAGAUCACAAUGACAUGGCGGCGCUCAUGUGGUCAACUCUAAACAGAAUUCCCUUCACGUUAUUUUCUAUGUGAUGAAACCGGACUUUGUUGACUUGUAGCUUUUAUGUCAUAAGUUUAGGUUCGUGACGUAAUUCCGCUGAUUUUAGCCCAAAUUCACUAAUGUGAUAAAAUAACUGUAACGGAUCAUUUUUACAAGCAAAGAUGAAGACAGGGGACGACGAUUAUGCAUCAUUUCUCUCUGUGCAUCACAGGACUAAUUCAUGUAGGUCUUAUUAAUAUGUUUAUCAAACUCAAAUAUGACCUUGCUCAGAGUAUCCACCAUUAUUUCUGAGCCGGAACGCCUUUAGAUCGGAACGCCGGAAAACUGGUUCUGUACUUUCAGAGCUCGAGUACAAUGGAGUGCAGCAUUAAUACCAGCAGAUCCACAGCAAGAGACUCUCGGAUAAUACUAUAAACACACCAGGUUCAAAUACACUACAAUCAAACAAGAAAAAAAAACAUGGAUUAGGAAAAAAGGACAUAAAAUAAUGACAAAGAGUAAAGGAAAAGGAGAGACAGAAUGUGUGUGUGUGAGAGAGGAUGAGAGAGAGAGAAUGAUAGAGAGAGAAUAUGUGUGUCUGUGAGUGAGAGAUAGAGAGAGAUGAUGAGAGAGAAUGAUACAGAGAGAGAGAGGAUGAGAGAGAGAAUGAGAGAGAUAUGAAUGAAAAUUAAAUAGAAAGAAUGAAAAGCAGAAAUCAAGAGGGAAAACAAAAAGUGAAAGACAAACACAUUACAUGAGCGACUGACAGAUAAAGUUUGAAACAAACAAGUGAGAAGAAAAGAAAUGUAAAAAAUAAUGGAGAGAAAGAACGAGCAAAAAAGGAACAAUAAAAAUGAUAAAUAUGAAAGAGAAAGAAAUCAUGGUAGGGGAAUAAAAAGGUAGGACACAAUUGCUAAAAAGCAGGAGAAAUCGUGGAAAAGAAGAGGAAGAGAGACAGAUAAAGAAAAAAGGAAAGAGAGGAAGGAGAAAAGAGUGAGAGAGGGAUGAAAGAAAUGAAGACAGAUUAACGUUUCACCUUGAAGAAGUCUGUUUUGUCAGCAAUGUGCUUUAACAUCCCCUGUGUGAGCGGCGGCCUGAUCACCACGGCAACACGACCCUGGCUCGGGCUCAUCGGCUGGGCGGAGUCGGCCCCGCCCACCCGUUCUGCUGUCACCAUGGCGACGGACUGUGUCAGACCCACCAGGUCCAUGAGGAGGGAGACGGUGACGGCGCGGAUGCUGAAGUCCAGCUCAGAGAAACAGAUGUUCAUCAGAGACUCGAGCCACCGAGGAGGCGGAGUCACACCGCCGCUGUCUGACAUCACCAUCACCACACACACACGUCAUUAAUAAUCAUAUUAAUAUUAACUAUUAUUAUUGUUGAUGUUGAUAUUAAUUUAUAAGUAAUCAUACACCGUAAUUAGUAAUAAUAAACAGCAAAUAAUAAAUAAAUCAGUAAUAUUGCAUAAAAAAGUAAAUCCAGAAUAAUCAUCAGAAAACUUUCAAAUAAGCAAUAACAUGCAAAUGUGAGAGUAUGUUCUGUUUAAUAUGCGCUGGUUAAAUAAAAUCAUUUUGGCAGCCGUGAACGCAGACACACACUCCUUCUGUUCAAAUACACAUAGCCUCUCUGUUAACUCCGCCUCCCCCUGGUUAGCCCCGCCCCCCGCUGUGUGAUGUAGAGCUCCACCAGUCUGCACAGAAAGUGCUGGAAGUGCCCGAGGCAGUGCUGCAUCACAGGAGCACCAGAGAACCAGGCUGGAGUUUAGGAUCGGACUGGAGACGGGCAUGGUCAUCAGACUCCGCCUCCUCGUACUGAACAAAAUCUGUAAAGCUGCUCUCUGGAGAACGAACUGCGGAGAGACUUUCCCUGUCCUCAAACACGUCCUCGCUGACCGGGACAUCCAGACAUGACCGGGCUGGGGGGGAGAGAGAGAGACGAGAGAGAGAGAGAGAGAGAGAGAGAGAGAGAGAGAGAGAGAGGGUAAAAAAUUAUUUAAAAAGUAUACAAGAUCAUAGUAAGAAAUGAAAGAAAGUAUUAGAAACUAGUGUACAAAACAAACAAUCUGAUCAGUGUCACUGUUUAUAAUUCAUACUGUUUACUGCUUUUCUUUCUUUCUUAUUCUUGUCUUUUUGUGUGACUUACAGUGUGAGUGAAAUUUCCAGCGUCUCGUUAGUGCGUGAUGACUUCACUCAGACUGUGUAUGUGUGAUGUGUGUGAGUGUGUGAUGUGUGUGUGUGGUGCACUGACCUGGAGUGUGUCCUGCUCUUGGGCUGGGCCACUGGACAGGAGGACGAGGGGGGAGAUAUGCAGAGGUUGGACUUUGGAGCAGAGGCACAGACAGUGUUGCAGUCCGAGCUGCAGCGUAACGGCCGACACCAUCCUCAACAACUGGGGCAAGUGUUCUGUCUGGAGCUCUAUAUACACACAUCUCCUACACACACUUACAGACAGACAGACAGACAGAGAGAGAGAAUGAGAGAGAGAAAAUGUAAGACAGUUGAUCUGCUGAAAGUCAUGAAACUGUUACACAGUCAGUGUGUAAAAUAUAAAGUCUUGAUACUGUGUAUUUGGUGUACGAUAGUGUACGAUGGUGUUUUUGGUGUAGGAUGGUGUAGGAUGGUGUUUUUGGUGUACGAUGGUGUUUUUGGUGUAGGAUGGUGUAGGAUGGUGUUUUUGGUGUACAAUGGUGUUUUUGGUGUACGAUGGUGUUUUUGGUGUAGGAUGGUGUAGGAUGGUGUUUUUGGUGUACAAUGGUGUUUUUGGUGUACGAUGGUGUUUUUGGUGUAGGAUGGUGUUUUUGGUGUACGAUGGUGUUUUUGGUGUAGGAUGGUGUAGGAUGGUGUUUUUGGUGUACGAUGGUGUUUUUGGUGUAGGAUGGUGUAGGAUGGUGUUUUUGAUGUAGGAUGGUGUACGAUGGUGUUUUUGGUGUAGGAUGGUGUAGGAUGGUGUUUUUGAUGUAGGAUGGUGUACGAUGGUGUUUUUGGUGUAGGAUGGUGUUUUUGGUGUAGGAUGGUGUAGGAUGGUGUUUUUGGUGUAGGACGGUGUUUUUGGUGUAGGACGGUGUAGGAUGGUGUUUUUGGUGUAGGAUGGUGUAGGAUGGUGUUUUUGAUGUAGGAUGGUGUACGAUGGUGUUUUUGGUGUAGGAUGGUGUAGGAUGGUGUUUUUGAUGUAGGAUGGUGUACGAUGGUGUUUUUGGUGUAGGAUGGUGUUUUUGGUGUAGGAUAGUGUACGAUGGUGUUUUUGGUGUAGGAUGGUGUUUUUGGUGUAGGAUGGUGUAGGAUGGUGUUUUUGGUGUAGGAUGGUGUAGGAUGGUGUUUUUGGUGUACGAUGGUGUUUUUGGUGUAGGAUGGUGUAGGAUGGUGUUUUUGAUGUAGGAUGGUGUACGAUGGUGUUUUUGGUGUAGGAUGGUGUAGGAUGGUGUUUUUGAUGUAGGAUGGUGUACGAUGGUGUUUUUGGUGUAGGAUGGUGUUUUUGGUGUAGGAUAGUGUACGAUGGUGUUUUUGGUGUAGGAUGGUGUUUUUGGUGUAGGAUGGUGUAGGAUGGUGUUUUUGGUGUAGGACGGUGUUUUUGGUGUAGGAUGGUGUAGGAUGGUGUUUUUGGUGUACGAUGGUGUUUUUGGUGUAGGAUGGUGUAGGAUGGUGUUUUUGGCUGACAUGUAAAGAGAAACUGUGUGACAAUAAGCCUAGUGAAGUUGACUCAGCCCUCAGGGGUUUAAUAAGAUCACCACUAAGAACUGAAUACUUACUUCAAGUUGGUUAAUGACCUUGAAACAUUUAAACAGAAAUGGGGUGUAAAUCAAUGUAUUUGUGAUGUUGAUUAUAACGGAAAUAGUUACAUAUUUAUUUGAGGUUUUUUUUAGUGAUAAUGUGAUGUGCUGAAACAUGAUGCUUAAUUGAUUCGUCUAUGAGGGGGAAAAAAAUGUAAUCUUUGGUAUUAAAGGAUAUUUUAAAGUCCAGUCCAUCCAAGGGUUUUCUCUCUCUCUCCCUCUGUCUCACCUAGGAUUCUCUCUCUCUUUCUCUCUCUGUCUCACCUAGGAUUCUAUCUCUCUCUCUCUCUCUCCAAAGUUUUUCUCUCCCUCAUCUAGGGUUCUCUCUCUCUCUCUCUCUUUCUCUCUCUCUCUCUCUCUCACUCUCCGUCUCACCUAGGAUUCUAUCUCUCUCUCUCUCUCCAAAGGUUUUCUCUCCCUCACCUAGGGUUCUCUCUCUCUCUCUCUCUCUCUCUCUCUGUCUCUCUCUCUCUGUGUGUGUGUGUGUGUGUCUCUGUCUCACCUAGUAUUCUCUCUCUCUCUCCAAGGGUUCUCUCACUCUCUCUCCUUCGUGUGCCCCCUCACACUCUUGCCCUCUCUGGAUUUCUGUAAAGCUGCUUUCUAGCAAUGUCUGUUGUUAGAAGUGAUUUAUAGAAAUGAAACUGAUGUGAAUUAAUGUUUUAUUAUUAUCAUGAAAUAGAAUGUUAUUGAUAUUCUACUGACUGUUGUAAUCUCAGAGAUGCAUGAUGCCAAAUCUGAGACAUUUAUAAAGCAAGUUUUUUGUGAAAUGAAAACAUGUUGGUGCUCAUAAAAUAUCCUGUUUCUUAAAAAGUAGUGUGAUUAAUUGCUUUUAAAUGAGCUAUCAUGUUCAGGUAGUUAACCAUCUCCUCCACCUAAUCAGACCGAUCUUUUAACACCAAAUGCUUCAUGAGGGGCCAAAAGUGCUCGCUCUGCAUCAAGCUCUGGUAUAUUAUAAUAAUAUAUAACAAUAAUAAUAUAUAUUAAUAUUAUACUUGCUCAGUUAUUUAUUGAGAAAAAUGAUCCAGUAUUACAUAUCUGUGAGGGGUAAAAGCAUGUGAACUGUUGCUUUCAGUAAGCGGUCUGAGCUCCUUGUGCAGUAAUAACUGCAGAUAAACGUUUGGGGUAACUGUUGAUCAGUCCUGCACAUCGACUUGGAGGAUUUUUAUCCCGUUCCUCAGUCCAGAACAGCUUCAACUCUAGGAUGUUGGUGGGUUUCCUCACAUGAACUGCUUGCUUCAGGUUCUUCCACAACAUUUCUACUGUAUUAAGAAAUCGCCGUCCUGGUCCAGAUGCAGCAAAACAGGCCCAAACCAUGAUACUACCACCAGCAUGUUUCACAGAUGGGAUGGGGUUCUUGUGCUGGAAUUCAGUGUUUUCCUUUCUCCAAUCAUAACGCUUCUUAUUUAAACCAAAAAUUCUAUUUUUGUCUCAUCCAUCCACAAAACAUUUUUCCAACAUCCUUCUGUUUUGUCCACAUGAUCUUUAGCAGACUGCGGAAGGUCAGCACUGUUCUUUUUGAGACCAGUGGCUUUCUCCUUGCAACCCUGCCAUGUACACCAUUGUUGUUCAGUGUUCUCCUGAUGGUAGACUCAUGAAUAUUAGCCAAUGUGAGAGGGCCUUUAGCUGCUUAGAAAUUACCCUGGGUUCCUUUGUGACCUCGCAGUCUAUUACAUAUCUUCAUUUUGGGGAGAUCUUUAUUGGACCCUACUGCAGGGUAGGGUAACAAUGGUCAUGAAUUUCCUCCGUUUGUACACAAACUAACUGUCUGUGUAUUGGUGGAGUCCAAACUCUUUAGAGAUGGUUUUGUAACCUUUUCCAGACUGAUCAACAUUAACAACCCUUUUUCUGAGAUCCUCAGAAAUCUCCUUUGUUCAUGCCAUGACACACUUCCACAAACAUGUUGUGAAGAUCAGACUCUUACAGAUCCCUGUUCUUCGUCAUCCCAUUGAUUGAAGGCACCUGACUCUAAUUUCACUUUAAGAUUAACUGCUAAUCCUAGAUGUUCACAUACUUUUGCCACUAUCAGAUAUGUAAUAUUGGAUCAUUUUCCUUAAUAAAUAAAUGACCAAGUACAAUCUUUUUGUCUCAUUUGUUUAACUGGGUUCUCUUUAUCUACUUUAGGACUUGUGUGAAAAUCUGAUGAUGUUUUAGGUCAUAUUUCUGCAGAUAUAAAUAAAAGUCUGUUUGCUGUA